AUGAGCUGCCAAGCAUUUGCUUCCUCAGACACCUUUGUGCCCUUGAAUUCUGACUCUUCUCCCUCUCUGCCUCUGAUAAUGCAUCACAGCGCUGCAGAGUGCCUGCAGGUCUCCAACCAUACCACCAAUGUUGUGUCUACAGCCCCAUCUGUUUUCUCUUUGCUCCCAACUCGUGCGUGCUCGUGCAUUGGCUUUGCUGCGACAACGCCGGGACGCCCUUGGCCAGGCCUGCACUACUCCGUGCCCUCCUGUCACUAUGGGAAUCAACCUUCCACCUACGGGGUGAUGGCAGGCAUUAAGCCUGCAACUCCAGAGAUGCUCUCAGCAAGUCUCUCCCAGACUCGUAUCUUACAGACAUGCAGCAUGCCCCACGCCAAUGUGGUAAAUGGUGUCAGCACCUUGCAAAGUGGCCUGACCCCUUGCCUGUACAAGUUCCCGGAGCACGCGCUGAGCGCCAGCUCCUGUGCCCUGGGCCACGGCUUCACCCCGCUGCCCCAGCCCCUCCUCACGGACGAGCCCGCUGCCACGGACUUCAAGCAGGAGUUCCGCAGGAAGAACAAGCCUGCGGAGGAGCCCGUGGACAUGGACUCCCCUGAAAUCAGGGAGCUGGAGAAAUUUGCCAACGAGUUUAAGCUGCGGAGAAUCAAGCUGGGUUAUACACAAACCAACGUUGGAGAAGCCCUGGCUGCUGUGCAUGGCUCCGAGUUCAGCCAGACAACGAUUUGCCGCUUUGAGAACUUGCAGCUGAGCUUCAAGAAUGCGUGCAAACUGAAAUCCAUCCUGUCCAAGUGGCUGGAGGAAGCAGAACAAGUGGGAGCUUUGUACAAUGAAAAAGUUGGAGUGAAUGAACGGAAGAGGAAGCGCAGAACCACUAUAAGCAUCGCUGCCAAAGAAGCCCUAGAGAGGCACUUUGGAGAACAAAGUAAGCCAUCUUCUCAGGAAAUUAUGAGGAUGGCUGAGGGGCUCAAUCUUGAGAAGGAAGUCGUGAGAGUUUGGUUUUGCAACAGAAGACAAAGGGAAAAAAGAGUGAAGACCAGUUUACACCAGAAUGCCUUCAGUUCUAUUAUCAAGGAGCACCAUGAAUGCCGGUGAAGCUUUUCCACGUACACAUGUGGAUUUCUGUUUUGCUUUUUGUAAAUACUGUAACUACUGUGUUGUUAAAAAAAAAGAGAGAAAUCAGUCAACUCCUCGUUCCUCCUACAUGCUACCAGCAGCUGUAGCAUGGGAAGAAUUUUGCUUCAUUAAUUGAGGCACUGUGAGCUUGCCAGGACAGAGGUGUCACACUGCUCCUACUGCCUGCCCUGUCUCAACCCAACAGUUGACUGCCUUGACCUGGUGUCAAGUAGAAGUGGCUCAGAUAAUGCUUGUUAUAAAAGGUAAUUCUUGCUAAUUUGUUAUGUGCCUCAAAGUUUGGUUUGGGUAGGCUUAACUAUAAAAACAGGUAUACAAUUUAUCUGACCUUAGGACUUUGUGGCCUGAGGGGGAAGAAAAAUAGUUAUCGGGAGUUUUAUUACAUUGGUCUUUCUCUGCAUUGUACUUUCUUCUGAUUAAAACCAUGUGUGGACUUACUUACACCAGAGAUGGUGUGUUAAGCUAAAAAGCAUACAAAAGAAGAAUUUACUGCACUGCACAUUCCCCCUCUACUACACCCCACUAAUUGAAAAUAAUCCCUUAAUUUGUCAUCCUCCUGCCUAGAGAUAAUCGAGGGGAAAAAAUACCAGUGCCAGAGCUCCACCUAUCAGGCAGGCACUGAGAAAACUGAAUUAAUGACUCUAGUACUCACCAGGGAUAGAUUAUCCAGCCAUCUCAUCAGCCCUGCUCAUUGUUAUGGGAAUUAGCCCAUUACCAUAUAAGUAUUUUGACUGUUUUCCCAGGACUGAAAUUAAGUGAGUACACGCAAGUAGUACUGGCCAGAUGCAUUUUAUUUUUCCAUAAAACAAACCUGAUGAUUUAGAAAAUGUCUAUAUAAUAGGCCCACAGAAAGCCAAAGGAGUUUAAUGUUCAAGACCACUUAGGAGCAGCAUGUACAAGUUAAGUGCUCACUCUCCAGUGUACAUUAAAUUAUCUCUUAUACUUAUUACAGUGAUUGUAAGCAUAUUCAACAAUGGAAAUCAGGCUCCUGGAUUUCUAAAAGAAAUACAUUUUUAUGGAUGAAUGCACCAGUCUAAGCCCUUAACUGAGAAGAAAACUUCAAUUUAAUAACUCAAAGGGGACAAACUGUGGCUAUGUACUCCCUUCAGGCUGCUCUCAUCCCUAGCAUAGCUCACCCUCUAUAGCAGAGACCAAGUUGUGCAUACUUUUAUCCACCACAGGUUACCAGCAGGUCAUGAACUUUACAAAAAGAGUUCAGCUGAGAGAAUCAGCACUCAGCAAAGGUGGUGGCAUGCACUGGUGUAUCUUUCAAGUGAUGUAGUCAAAUGUUAUGUAUGUUGAAAUCACUAUCUGGUAUAUAAAAACUUUAUUUAUAUUCUAAAUUAUUUUCUUAAUUAUAAAAGGCUUCCUAGAGAUGCUAACAGCCUGUACUUCCCAACCUCCUCAUCCAAUAAAGUAUUCCUAUACUUUUGGCACUCCAGGCAAUGGUUUGUAGCUCUGUUCUGGUAACACUUUAUUCUUUUUAGCUGUGUGUCAUGCUGAAGUGUAUUUUAGAAUGCUCUAACAGAUAGUUCCAGAGCAGCCUCACUGUAACAUGGUGGCCUCUUGCCCCUCAAAAAGUCUCACAAGUGAAAGAUAAUUGCAGCAACAGAGUAAAAUAAAAUUAAAGGUGACACAUAAUAAAAUUGUCUUGCAAAGGAAUGACAAAAGGCCAGCUGGGGGAAGCAGCCACCAUUUAAACACACCUAUCUGCUGCCACAGCAACGCAAACAAAUUAGAAUUAUUUAAAGAAGAAAAGCUGGAUUAAAACAAUUUCAACUGCUGCAGCUGCAGCUUUACUUACAGAAAGUAGCAAUUUUUUUUUUUUCUCUAGGAACAACUUAGUUACCAGCAAUUACUCUUGAUUGGGGUGGGGGGGUGAGGACCCAACCUGCAUAUAAGGCAGGAUUUCCAAGGAGCAGCUCUGUGAACCUGCAGGAGUUUAGUUGGCCAUUCAGCCAAGCUGGGCUGUGCUGUUUUUGAGGUAUUUGUGUAGAUUUUUUUUCUUGCUCUUGUUUUCCCCAUGGUAAUUUUAGGCAGGGUAUUAAAACCACACAAAACAAGGUGUUAUCACAACAUUUAAAUUUGAGGUUCAGCUGUCUCUGAAGAACUGUGAUGCCCUCAUGUGAGGGACACAACUACCAAGCACAGGCUAAGCUGCUGAGACAAGGUAAGGUGAAUAACUUGAAGUUGCCCUCUGCUAGACUUAAUAUGUGUGCAUUGGAUGCUACAGAGUCUUUUCAAUUAUGAACUGUACUAAAAAACUGAUGGAGGCAGGCUGUUCACCUUCAUAAAAGAACUAGGAAUAAAUAGAGGAAGAUGGAAAGAAGCUUAAAACAAAACAAAGUGGUGUUUUUUAACAUGGUUGGAAAAAAACCAUGUGGGUGGCCAGAAGUUCCUUGUAUGGAGGAGUUCUUGCAUGAGAAAGCGAAUUAGAGCUGGUGUGUGUAGAACUUGCAAAGGGCUCUGGAUGUACUUUAUUUUUGAAACAGAGAUUGGAAGAGUAUUAAUGGAGGAAGCAUCAUCCAUGCUCAUUGUGUUCUUAUUGCUCCCCUGGGAACUGCUUCUGGGCACUUGAGGAAAAGGACUCUGGGUAGAACCAUUUUUAGGUGUGUGCACAACUAUGUCAUUGCUCCCAGAUGGAGACUCAGAUCCAGUUCCUAUUUAGGUGUGAGCAAAGAUAAAGGAUGGUCAAGAUUGAGUGGUUUCACUGGGGUUUUUUUUUUAAAUCACUCAAAGUGAUUUUUUUAGACUGAUCCAACAUACUGACCAUAAUUGCAGACACAUGACAAGCCUGCAAAACUACACCACUUCCCACUCUGCUGCCCAAAGAUUUUUACACAGGUUAGAGCUGCAGGAUUGAAAAGGUAACUUGUAACAAACCAUGGAAUUGAUAUUAACACCAGCACUAGUUCAGCAGUCUUAACAGCACCAAAAAAGCAAUACCUUUCUUCCUGAUCCUCAAGAGAAGAACUCAUUAUGGAAUUAUGCCAAAUUUUUACAGUUAUUAAAAUAAUCAACUGCAUUCCUCAUUCAGAAAGGACCCAAACUACAACCAACCACUAACAUUUUAUCCCUGUGUUCACAUUAUGAUUUCUCUUUCAAUACCACAGAGCAGUACUUGGGCAUGAGGUUCCAGACAAGGGAAUGCAAACUUGAACAAGUCUUUACUGAAUAUUAAAUCAAAGGCCCAUGAGCAACUACAAUAAAUAUUGAUGGUGCUUUAUCAAAGCAAGUCAAAGAAAUAUUUAUCAGAGCUCACAAAGAAAGUCCAGUAAGAGACAGAUGUGUAUGACUAACCCUACAGAGGACAAAGUCAUUGUGGGAUAAAAAGCCUUUUAUUAGAUUUUUACAAAAUAACUUGUAAAAAAAAAAAUCACCCCAUAUUGGAUAUAUGCAAUAUAUUAACUUACACAUUCCUAUCCACUACCUGACAGAAUCAGUUUUGCAUUAUUUCUUUGAAAGAGAAAGAACACCUGCAAUUCCAGGCCUAAAACCUGAGGAAGGCUCUCCUAUGAGUUCUCUUUGCUGACUUCAGUCCUGAACAGUAGAUGGUGCAACAACCGCAGAUUCACUGAGGUUUCCUGCUACACUUUGCCCAGCAGCAAAGUCUCUUUUAUGAGGUUUGUUCCCCCCCAGUUCUCCUAGUUUUGCUUUUAGGAGGUAUUUUGAUUUUCUCUUUUUAAAGACAAGAUGAUUGUUGUUUCUGUUCAAUGAGCAGCACCACUAAACCAACACUGAGUGGUAAGUAUCUCCAGCAGAGUUAGGGCUGAGGAAUAUCACACCAUCCAGAAAGUAAUAACUGGAAACUGCAUUCUCAUUUUUGUCUAUUUCCAGUAUCAACAGUUCUUAUUCCUUAGCACAAUGCAUACUCCAUAUAAAGCUAGAAUUGUGUUGAUGCAGUUCAGAGACCAUAGAAAAACCUUCACAGAACCAGAAUGCUUUUAUUAUAGUGUUUAGAGAAGUAGUUAUCAUUUAUGAUCUAAAAUUGCCCUCAAAACUAAUAUUUAGAUUUAGUUUAUCAAUGUGAUCAGUUGCAUCUUAGCAAACAAUACAAUUAUGCAGUUAUCUUCCAUUAAGAAGUACUGUAAAAUAUAUACAAAUGUUGCUUCAGGCAAAUGUCCUUUUUUCAAGUGCACAAGUUGCAUUUCUGAAUGAGUGCACCUCUCCACUUCAGCACUGAAUCCCAUCAAGUGUACAGAGAGGUCUCACCAAAGCAUUUUGUAAAACCAUCCUAAUUUUCAAGUUUACUCACCUUUUCAAAGACUCCUUCUGAAAGAAAAUCACAAAGGUAUAAGAUUUAUAUACAUAAAGGCACAGCAAUUCUGUUGAAACCAGCUAUGUUACAGUACAAUAGAGUUCAAUCAGUGCCUUUCAUGCAACAAAUUUCACUAAUAAAUGUAACUCCUCUUCCAGAAAAAUUAACUGCACAAGGAGUGUAUCCUUCCCUCCUGGUAAGAAGAAUAACAAGCUAUUAUUUCAUCAGCUCAAAAGGAAUUUUGAAGAAAUACAUAAAAUGCUUUUUCUUUCUGCCUAAAUUAGCUGCACAUUCAAAGCUAUUUCUCAUGGGAAAAAAAGUUUCAUGUGUGCUAAGAGAUGAGAGACUAAACAUUUCUCUAAUGAUAGCUUUGUAAAAAUGAUAAAUAUUACAUAGGUGCUGUCCUAGGAAGUGGUAUGACCAGCCACAGAAUAGCCAGUUCUAGACACAGAUCAGGAACAGAGAUGGAAGAAAACUCUGAAUCCAAAUGACAAAUCUGGAUCAGGUGUAAGUGAAUUAAUUGUUAGAACUAGACCCCUAGCUGGUCCAGAGUCAAAAAGACUCCACGCAAUGGAUAAAAAAAAGUACUUUUCU
Motacilla alba alba is the source of this 5983-nucleotide messenger RNA. It is a transcript of the gene POU1F1, whose product is annotated as POU class 1 homeobox 1. Gene Ontology annotation, molecular function: DNA-binding transcription factor activity, RNA polymerase II-specific; RNA polymerase II cis-regulatory region sequence-specific DNA binding. NCBI's taxonomy places the organism in Eukaryota, Metazoa, Chordata, Aves, Passeriformes, Motacillidae. Gene Ontology annotation, biological process: regulation of transcription by RNA polymerase II. The record is from RefSeq and is a predicted model, not a curated record. Bases 1 to 1092 code for a protein of 363 amino acids. The transcript is spliced from 7 exons.